This is a messenger RNA of Cuscuta epithymum, 1814 nucleotides long. The record is from the annotation of a GenBank genome assembly. Lineage: Eukaryota; Viridiplantae; Streptophyta; Magnoliopsida; Solanales; Convolvulaceae.
UUUCCUCUUAAGCUACUCUUUCUUCCAACCUAUAAUAUCUCUGUUUUGUUUUUUAUGUUUUGUUGUUUAUUUGGUGCCCUUAACCAGAACCACCCCCUCCUCCCUCUGAAAAUCUUUAUGUGCUGAGUCUGCAACUCUGCAUUAAAGCUUCUCCCAGCCAGCUGUUCGCCACAGUGCACGAGAAUCCCCUGCUUCUCACGGAAAAAAGCGUUCCUACAACUCCGCAUUCCACGCUAUAUAUACAGUCUCUCAUGUCCAUAGCUUAUAGUGGAAUGAUGAUGAUGAUGAAGAAGAUGAAGUUUGUGCCUUUUCUGAUCGUUCUUCUUCAUUCGUGUUUCUUCGCGAAUGGGAUUCUGGACCCGACCGAUUUCUUGGCUCUGCAAUCGAUUCGGACGAGCUUGGCUGAUCUGCCCGGCUCCCAUUACUUUGCUUCCUGGGAUUUCACUUCCGACCCCUGCAACUUCCCCGGAGUUUAUUGCGACGGCCGGAAGGUGGCUGCGUUGAAUCUUGGUGACCCGAGGGCCGGGUCUCCGGGUUUGACGGGUCAUCUUCACCCGGCGAUUGGAAAGUUAUCUGCUCUUGCUGAGUUUACGGUGGUUCCCGGUAGGAUAUACGGGGCAUUGCCGGAAAGUCUCUCGCGGCUGAGCAAUCUCAGGUUUCUCGGUGUCAGCAGGAAUUUUAUCUCCGGGGUGAUUCCGGCGUCUCUGGGUCAGCUCAGGAGACUGCACACGCUCGAUCUCAGCUUCAACCAGUUCACCGGAAGUAUUCCUUCGGGUAUCGGAGCUUUGCCGGCGUUGUCCAAUGUUAUUCUCAAUCACAACCGUCUUUCCGGACCGGUCCCUGUUUUUGUAUCCCGGAGCUUAACCCGGGUCGACCUCAAGCAUAACGCCCUUUCCGGUCCACUCCAGCCAAACUCUUUCCCUCCGUCGGUUCAGUUUCUUUCCCUGUCGUGGAACCGGCUUAGUGGACCGGUUGACCGGGUUUUGACCAGUUUGACCAAGCUGAACUAUCUCGACCUUAGUCUGAACCAGUUUACCGGGGACAUUCCGGGCAUCAUUUUCAGCUUCCCGAUCACCAAUCUCCAACUCCAGAGAAAUAAAUUUUCCGGGAAGGUCUUACCCGUUGGUCAGGUGAGAAUCCCCACCGUUGAUCUCAGCUACAACCAUCUGUACGGUAAACUGUCUCCCCUGUUUUCUACCGUACAGAAUUUGUACCUCAACAAUAACCGGUUCACCGGUGAGGUGCCCGGUAUAUUCGUGGACCGGCUUCUUUCAGCCGGAAUUCAGCUUCUCUAUUUGCAGCAUAACUUCCUGACCGGAAUGGAGAUAAACCCGGCGGCGGAUAUUCCGGUGACGGCAUCUCUGUGUUUGCAGUACAACUGUAUGGUGCCGCCGAUACAGAUGACUUGCCCGUCGAAAGCCGGAAAAGAGAAAUCACGGCCGACAAAUCAGUGCACCGAGUGGCAGGGCAAAACAAGGAAUUGAAAGAACUGCUGAGGGCAAAAGGGGGAUGUCGAAUAUAUAUACUUAUAUAGUAUCGGGCUUUUUUGUUUGAGAAUGCAUUUAUUAAUUUUUGUCAAAAUGUGGUUAUUAGCCCAUUAAAAGUGUGCAAAAAAGGAUGGAAAAUGUGCAUAUCAGCCCAUUAAAGAUAUAUAUAUAUAUACUGUACUUUUUUUUUUUGUCUAAAUAGUUAUGUUUGAUACUACAUGAGCCAAAUGAGAUGCUUGGUUUUUUGUUUGUAAUUAGAAAAUGGGAAAUGGUUUGUCACUUUCAUCACCUAUGAUACCUCACUUUUAUGUGUUUUAGGGAAGAGGG